Molecule: messenger RNA, 1444 nt
Organism: Neofelis nebulosa (Clouded leopard)
Lineage: Eukaryota; Metazoa; Chordata; Mammalia; Carnivora; Felidae
Product: protein BEX4-like
Exons: 1
Cellular component (GO): nucleus; cytoplasm
Source: RefSeq, a predicted model, not a curated record
GUUUUGGUGUCAGAUGAGACUACAUACAGUAAUCUGAAUUUCAAAGUUUAGGCUUGCUGAGAAUGAUUAAAUUCAUUACUGUUCAUUCACUAUUUAUUUACUUAUUCAUUCAUUCAUUCAUUCAUUCAUUCACAAUGCAGAUAUAUUUAUCUUGCUCCAUUGCAAUUGAUAGAUACUAUUUUAUUUGCAGCAUUAAUAUUGAUUUUAAAGGUUAUAACCCUAUAAACAAAUGAGAAAUUGUACUAAGGAAAGGACAUUAAUGUUGUACACUAAGGAAUUUUUGUAAUGAUAUUUACUGUAAAGAUCUCUGUCUUUGGUACUAAAUAAAUAUGAUGGGAUGAGGGAGGGAUUUCUGAUUAAAGGAAUAGGAUUUAGCAGAGGGAGGGUAUAAUCUUUGAAAAUUUUCUUAUUUGGCAAUUUUAACCCCAGUAUCAAGAGAAAGAGAGGGUAUUAAGAGAGUCAACUUAGGAGGUAGGACUAAGUGACUACAUAUUUAGGAAAGAGUAGAAAUAUAAGGGCUGUACUGGAGAGAUCCCGUUAAUGGAGUAAUGCAAACCUUUAGGUAAGUUUGUAACUCUUCCUUGAAAUAGGAAUAUCAAUUUUUCUUGAGUUUUUUUGAGUCAUUUAUUCAUUCAACAAGUAUUUAUGGAGCCCCUACAGUUUUCCCUGUAUUUUGCUGGGGUCUGGCAACAUAUAGCUGUUAAAAGACAGGAUCCCAAGACCCAGCAGUUGCUCGCUCCCUUGCUCCCUUUGUGUGGUACCUGCUUCCAGUGGCCCUGAAGGUUUGUGGGCCAGGGGUGGCCCCAUAUAUUAGGAAGUGAAGGGGGAGCAGGUGUUCAGGUCUAACUGCUUGGCGGCACACUUGCAGUGAGCCUUGGAAUGAGGAGGAAACUGCAAGGAUAGACCCAGGAGCAAUGGCAUCCAAAGAGAAACAAGCGGUGAAAAAUCUCAACAUGGAAAAUGCCCAGCAGGAAAAUGAAAGAGAACAGGGCCCUGUGCAGAAUGGAGAGGAAUCACUCAAUUUGAGAGGGAGUGAAAGCCAGAAGCCUGGAGGAAAUGUCAGGCUGGGGCCAAUGAGAUGACUUGUCCCUAAUUUUCAGUGGAACAUACCUAACAGGCAUAUUGAUCACAAUCAAGAGGGAGAUGAUGUAGAAAAGUUCAUAGAGCAGAUGAUGGAAAUCAAGAGAAAGACUAAGGAGCAGCAAAUGAGGCAUCAUAAGUGCUUCCAAACUCCUGAACCUGAUAAUCAUUAUGACUUUUGCCUUAAUACCUUGAAUCCUAAGUUUUUCACUGAGGUUAAUAAUGUGGCCUCUGCUCUACAAGCUUGUAGUCUUGUGAUUUCAUUUUUCUGUAAACCUUUUGAUGUUUCUACUUACCAAUUUAUAAUUAAAUAUUGUUUUGUCUCAGUAUAAAACUUUCUGUCCAGUAGGGCAAUUUCACUUAA